AUGUCGUUUGGAGGGGACAUCGGACUCGAUACAACAUCGUCGUCCAAUGCUGCUGGCAAUGGCGGCAACCAGGGCGAGACAAUCGGAAGACCUGCCACCCCUCAAGACGCAACCGUAAAAGCAGUUCACGAUGUUACAAGCUCAGAGAUUGGAAUAUCAACUUUGUUAACUCGACUGAAACAAAGUAUCGCUUCCGCAAAGGAAUUCGCAAUUUUUCUCAAGAAGAGGUCCAUUAUGGAAGAGGAACAUUCGAACGGUUUAAAAAAGCUGUGUAAGGCAACUGGAGAUAAUAUUCGCAGACCAGAGCAUCGACACGGAUCGUUUCUACAGUCAUACGAAGAGGUCCUGAUUAUACACGAGCGAAUGGCCGAGAAUGGGGCUCAAUUUGGCGUGUCUCUACAUCAGAUGCAUGAUGAUCUUAUUGAAAUGGCUUCGAAUAUAGAGAAGGGCAGAAAGCAUUGGAAGAAUACUGGGUUGGCAGCAGAACAACGUGCUGCCGAUACCGAAUCUGCCAUGAAGAAGUCGAAGGCGAAGUACGACUUUCUGGCAGACGAGUACGACAGAGCCCGCACUGGAGACAGGCAAGCGGGAAAGAAAUUUGGCCUCAAAGGCCCCAAAUCGGCAGCGCAACAUGAAGAAGACCUUCUCCGUAAAGUCCAGGCUGCCGAUGCAGAUUAUGCAUCCAAGGUACAGGCUGCGCAAAGCCAACGAACUGAGCUCUGGUCGAAAUCAAGACCUGAGGCUGUGAAAGCUCUAGAAGAUCUCAUUCAGGAAUGCGACUCUGCAUUGACAUUGCAGAUGCAGAAAUUUGCAUCCUUUAACGAAAAGCUACUCUUAAGCAAUGGCCUGAACAUAAGCCCCAUCAAAGCAAAAGAGCAAGGGACGUCAAAUCGUAGUCUCCGCGAAGUUGUUCAUGCAAUCGAUAAUGUUAAAGACCUGAGCAACUACAUCAGUAGCUUCGCUGGUAACAUGCAAUCCCGGAUAACGGAAAUCAAAUAUGAGCGUAAUCCGGUUUUGCAACCCGCACCGAAUAUCGCUCAGCGACAAUCAGAUCCCAACGCUCUUCAAGCUCGACAAGGGCCCGUAAUACCACCACAGCCAUCUCACCAGGUUCAUAUGAGCCAGCCUUUCAAUCAAAGCAGUCCCCCAGCUCACCAGCGCGAAAGAAGCUUUAGUCAUGGCCCAUCUCUUUCGCAACACAUUGUUGCACCUACUAUAUCGCCCACUAACCCAGUAUCUACCUCUCCCGACUUCACUACCUGGUCACCUCGUGCAGAUGGACCCCCCCAGAUAUCAACCUUGCCAUUCCAGCCACAACCUCAAAAUGAGACAACAAUACAACAGACACCGCAAAAUCCUACAACACAUGCACCAGUGUCCCACGGCCCACCCUCGGCACCAUUAUUCGGACCAGGAUCGGCUCCAACUCCAGGUAACAACACUCACCUAGCACCUUUGAGACCAGUGUUUGGUCUCAGCCUCGAGGAGCUCUCUGAGAGAGAUGGCUCUGCUGUUCCAAUGAUUGUCUACCAGUGUAUCCAAGCAGUUGACCUCUUUGGACUCGAGGUUGAAGGAAUAUACCGGUUGUCUGGUACCGCGUCUCAUAUAAUGAAGAUCAAGGCAAUGUUCGAUAACGACGCAUCCAAGGUGGACUUCCGUAACCCGGAAAGCUUCUUUCACGAUGUGAAUAGUGUGGCUGGUCUUCUAAAGCAGUUUUUUCGCGAACUCCCAGACCCUUUAUUGACCAUCGAGCAAUACCCUGCAUUUAUCGAGGCUGCAAAGCAUGAUGAUGAAAUAGUCCGUCGCGACUCUCUACAUGCCAUCAUCAAUGGCCUUCCUGAUCCUAAUUACGCUACUCUUCGAGCCUUAACUUUACAUUUAAAUAGAGUACAGGAGAGUUCGGCAUCUAACAGGAUGACUGCAAGCAACUUGGCCAUAGUCUUUGGCCCUACACUCAUGGGUGCUAAUUCAGGACCGAACAUGCAAGACGCUGGGUGGCAGGUUCGUGUCGUUGACACCAUUUUGAAAAAUACUUAUCAGAUAUUUGACGACGACUGA
Molecule: messenger RNA, 2058 nt
Organism: Botrytis fragariae
Lineage: Eukaryota; Fungi; Ascomycota; Leotiomycetes; Helotiales; Sclerotiniaceae
Product: putative rho gtpase activator protein
Exons: 7
Coding region: 1-2058 (685 amino acids)
Biological process (GO): regulation of GTPase activity; signal transduction
Cellular component (GO): cytoplasm
Source: RefSeq, a predicted model, not a curated record